CUCUCAAGCGCUGCCGAGGACCGUAAAGCUCGUCUGGCCGCCCUCAAAUCUCUCAAGCGCAAACAACCCUCGGAACCUACAGAAACAGACGACAACACCCCCACAGAUCAAGAUACUUCCUCAGAACACCUUCAAGACGUCUCUUCCGUACUCCUCUCAGGCCGCAACUACGAUGCCGCAACGCGCGCCCCAAAACUCGGUUUCGAGAAUGACCCUUCGGCCCAGGAAAACACCCUAGAGAAAAAAGCACAAGAGCUGGCAGAAGCAACAAAGAAGCAAGCAGAACAGGAGGACCAACAAGAUAAACCUUUGGAUCUGUUCAAGCUGCAGCCCAAAAAGCCAAAUUGGGAUUUGAAGCGCGAUCUGGACCGCAAGUUGGACAUCUUGAACGUGCGCACCGACAACGCCAUUGCAAAAUUGGUCAGGCAGAGGAUAGCUGCUACCCAGGCUGAGAAGAGGAAAGCUACUGGUGUGGCAAACGAUGAGGGCGAAGCUGUUGGCAUGGAAGGCGCAGAGCUGCUCGAAGCUACCAAUCUGAGAGAAAAGGAGGAUGAAGAAGAGGCUAGACGGGAGGACGAA
Aureobasidium melanogenum CBS 110374 is the source of this 579-nucleotide messenger RNA. RefSeq lists its product as uncharacterized. Gene Ontology annotation, cellular component: post-mRNA release spliceosomal complex; U2-type spliceosomal complex. NCBI's taxonomy places the organism in Eukaryota, Fungi, Ascomycota, Dothideomycetes, Dothideales, Saccotheciaceae. The record is from RefSeq and is a predicted model, not a curated record. The transcript has a single exon. The annotation marks the transcript as partial.